GUCGACCAUACGAUGCUUCUGGGUUUAGUCCGGCCUGUCACUGGAUUUGGAAUGCUCCUUCGGAUUCUUGAUCUGAGGCUAGCUGGUGUCCUUUUUUCGUAGCUGUUCCCACUAUCGAGGCUGCAAGAAAAGGGCCGUGAACGCCAACGUUUGGGUUUUCUCGUGUCUUUUAUCCUAUGUCUCUGUCGCCUGUAAUCUGUAAUAAUCUGUAACCUAUUUUUCCUUAUUUCUUUUCGACUACCUAGUAUCUUACAUGCUCGUCACCAAAUCUCACCAUGUCGGAUAUCGCGGGGUCAACAAUCGCUCACACGCGCACGAAAGAAGAUGGCGAUCAGCUUCGUUCUGAGGCGCUGGCUGCCGACUCGAAACAGCUACCGGCAGGAUACUACUCUAGCACUCGAGUCAUUGGCACGUUUGGUGGUAUAGGAUUCAGUCUGUUAGGCACAUACUGGGCCUUCUCAGUCGGCGCCGCUGUGAUCACCGCCAUCAACCGGGAUAUUGGCCCAAGCGCAAAUGCAAGUCUGUUCUCUAUCGUCUGGACCGUUUGCGACUGCAUCAGCAUUCUGCUCUUUGGCCGACUAUCGGAUCGGUUCGGUCGCCGAUGGUUGGCUAUCGGCGCUAACCUCCUGGGAAUAGUCGGCGGGAUCGUCGCGUGCACGGCGAAGAACAUGGACGUCUUGAUAGGUGCCAAUGUCUUGCUCGGACUCGCCUCAGGCCCGCCGGCCUCUUACCCUCUACUCACCGGUGAACUCGCGACCAACAAGACGAAGUACCUAGCUACUGUCUUGGUCGUCAUUCCCAAUGUCAUCGCCACCGGAUUCGGCGCCUACCUUGGCCAGAGGAUUGUACUCCAGACAACUUGGAGAUGGAUCUUCAUCAUCUACAUCAUCUUCAUGAUUCCCGGAACGAUCUUAUUCUACUUCUUCUACUUCCCCCCGUCCUUCACCCAAAUGCACGGAAAAGAAAGCAAGACAAUCGACGAGAUCAAGAAGAUAGACUUUCUUGGAGUAUUCUUGCUCGUCGCCGGCCUGGCACUGUUUCUACUUGGUGUUUCUUGGGGCGGUCAGCCAUUGGCCUGGGAUUCCGCCACGAUUCUCGGUCUUCUCAUUUCAGGAUUCGUAUGUCUUGUCGCUUUCAUCCUGUAUGAAAUCUUCGGCGGGGCAGAGCGCCCCAUCAUCCCGAUGCACUUCUUCAAGGACCUGACUGGUUUUACCCCUAUCGUGGUCAUCUCGGCCGUCACCGGUUGCCUCAACGUCGCUCUACAAAUCACCUGGCCUUCGCAAGUCACGAGAGUUUUCGGUAACAGCGAUUGGGAGACAACAGCUUGGCUUACUACAACGGUCGCGUUUGGAGCUUGGGCUGGUAUUGUUUUUGUCGGUUCUCUGUUCCAUAUCAUCAAGCAUAUUCGCUGGCAGCUCAUUAUCGGAUGUGCUUGGAUGUCCGCGUUUAUUGGAGCCAUGGCCUCGAUCCAGACAGAUCAACAGGGACGGGCUGCUGCUUUUUCGUUCCUAGCUACUAUUCCCGUAGGAUGGGGUGAAGUUGUCACUAUGCUUAUGGUCCAAUACGUCGCAUCUGAUAUGGACCUUGGUGUCGCCUUUGCUGUCGUUUCUGCGAUGCGUAGUGUUGUUGGCUCCAUUUUUACUGCAGUCUUUACAGCUGAGAUAGCAAACAAGCUCCCCGAGAAAUUGACGUCGAUCGUUGUCCCUGCCGUUACCGCAGCCGGUUUACCUUCAUCAUCUGUAACGGCCCUUCUUUCGGCUGUCUCUGUCGGAACCGAAGAUGCUCUCCGAGCUGUACCCGGAAUGAACGACGACAUCCUCACAGUAGCAUCUCAAAGUAUUGCUCAGGCCUACGCUGGCGCCUACACAUACCCUUACUACACCGGUCUGGCCUUGGGUCUUGUUUCUCUCAUUGCAGCUCUCUGCAUCCGCGACUUCGACAGCCACUUAACAGACCACGUCAGCCGACAACUCUACCACAAGAGCGAUACGGACAAGGACGUCUUGUCAUUGGUCGACCGUUCCCCCACGCAGGACGGAGAGGCAGUUACCGAGACAAAGCAAAUUACAAAAACCUCUGAAGGAGAGGCUUAAGCGGAAAAGCCUAGAAAGCUAACUUCUUGCAGUACUCCUUGUAAAAAGCCGGAGUUAUGUACAUGUAAUUUUGCACAUAGAUCUCUUUGCGUCGUCAAAACUUUGUAUCUAGACCUUACAGCUUAGACUGCACCAUAUUAGAAGAGAAAAAAAACUGUCAUUAAAC
This is a messenger RNA of Annulohypoxylon maeteangense, 2259 nucleotides long. RefSeq names its product fungal trichothecene efflux pump. Bases 276 to 2093 code for a protein of 605 amino acids. The transcript is spliced from 2 exons. The record is from RefSeq and is a predicted model, not a curated record. Gene Ontology annotation, biological process: transmembrane transport. Lineage: Eukaryota; Fungi; Ascomycota; Sordariomycetes; Xylariales; Hypoxylaceae. Gene Ontology annotation, molecular function: transmembrane transporter activity.